Messenger RNA from Ectocarpus siliculosus, 747 nucleotides. NCBI's taxonomy places the organism in Eukaryota, Phaeophyceae, Ectocarpales, Ectocarpaceae. The record is from the annotation of a GenBank genome assembly.
CUCCCUACUCGUCUCCACACACAGCUUCCAAGCUACCCGGACUACAAGAUCUAGAGGCGAGGACCGUUAGAGCAGUUCUAGCUGGAGUAACAGCUGCAGAGAACAGGCUACUCUACCGGGUUUUCGUGGCAGUGGACACGAGUUUGGGCUAUCAUGAGACCACUCACCGACGACGAGACAAAGGUGCUCUUUGAAAAGCUGGCCAACUACAUCGGCAAGAACAUCGAGCAGCUCAUCAACCGUCCGGACGAGAAGUGCUGCUUUCGAUUGCACAAAGACCGAGUGUACUACGUCAGCGAGCGACUAAUGCGGCAAGCAACUAGCGUCAGCCGUGACACACUACUGUCGCUGGGCACGUGCUUCGGAAAGUUCACCAAGUCGGGAAAGUUUCGCCUGCACAUCACGGCUCUCGACUAUAUCUCGCAGUACGCCAAGUACAAAGUGUGGGUAAAACCGAGCGCCGAGAUGUCCUUCUUGUACGGCAACCACGUGCAGAAGUCCGGGCUGGGUCGAAUAACGGAAAACACCCCCAAGUACGGGGGUGCCGUGGUGUACAGCAUGAGCGACGUCCCCUUGGGUUUCGGCGUGGCGGCCCAGCCGACCGAGUUCUGCAAGGACCUCGAUCCCACCGCCGUCGUCGUGCUGCACCAGGCGGAUGUAGGGGAGUACUUGCGAGUGGAGGACGAUCUCCUAUAGACGAUGUUAGUGCCAACCAAUACCCUGUACAACAACAGUAGUGCCGGUAAA